This is a messenger RNA of Prunus armeniaca (apricot), 576 nucleotides long. The record is from the annotation of a GenBank genome assembly. Lineage: Eukaryota; Viridiplantae; Streptophyta; Magnoliopsida; Rosales; Rosaceae.
AUGGAGAAGAUAUCAUCAUCAACUAAUGACCAUACAUCCUCACUAAUUCUUUUGCUUGAUGCAAUCUUGUUACGCACAAUUUCUAGUAGCACUCAGAAGUUAUUUUCGAGAUUUCAGUCUACUCUCCAAUCCCAACAAAACUGUGGCAACUCAAAGAUUUUGGAUGUGAAGAACUCGGAUUCUGAGUUGAGGAAGCCGGGGCUGAUCUGCAAAAGGAAAGAUGAUGGAAACUUGAGCAGACAUGAUGUGAAGAUGGUGAUGGGAAACUUGGGAAUUUUUUGCAGUCCAGAAAGUGAGGAACUACCAGAGUCGUUCGGUUCCAAUGAACUUGCAGGGCUGUUUGAUGAGAAGGAGCCAAGCUUGGGGGAAGUAAAGGAAGCUUUUGAUGUGUUUGAUGAGAACAGAGAUGGGUUUAUCGAUGCAAGGGAGUUGCAGAGAGUUCUCUGUAUAUUGGGCUUAAAGGAAGGAUCAAAGCUAGAAGACUGCCAAAAAAUGAUCAGGACAUUCGACGAAAACAGAGAUGGAAGGAUAGAGUUCAAUGAAUUCGUGAAGUUCAUGGAGGCCAGCUUUCGCUGA